AUGUUCCGUGCCGGUGCUGCUCGCCAACUACGCGCCCUCAGCGGCCUGGGAGCCUCGGUUCCUCGUAGCUCGCAAUUCUCCUCCAAGCUGUGCACCCUUUCGCAAGCAACUCGUCCUCUCGCAAUCGGCAAGCCCGUGACGCUUGCUCUGGCACGCUAUGCUAGCCAGCAGGCGCCAAUGGACAAGAUCAACAAAGAGGUGGAAUCAAAACUCGGAAGUGAGAAGCUCAAGCCGGAUCCCGACACUGUUAGCAGCACGUCGUCGACUCAUCCCGUCUUUGGCGAAGUUGGCAUGCCCGAGGACCAGCACAAGGAUGCCGACAUGAUGGCUGGUGUCAAGAAUGACAUGAAAGUCAUCAAGGAUACUUUCUCACUCGAAGGCGUUCCUCGCGAAGCCUAUACUCUGGGAAUGGCCGGUGUUCUUCCUUACCUCGGGACCUCUGUAUCCACCAUCUACUGCGCUUGGGAGAUCACUCAUGCGCACAACACUGGUUCCGGCUUCUUGAUGAGCGAGCAGACUGCCGAGGCAGCUCUGCAUGUUCUCGAGCCUCUCCAGGUUGGAUAUGGCGCUGUUAUCAUCUCCUUCCUCGGCGCCAUUCACUGGGGUCUGGAGUUCGCUGGUUACGGUGGACACCAAGGCUACAAGCGUUAUGCUAUUGGUGUCUGGACCCCCGCAGUCGCAUGGCCCACCAUCUUCCUCCCCGUUGAAUACGCCCUGAUCACCCAAUUUGUCGCCUUCAACUUCCUCUACUACACAGACAGCCGCGCUUCCAAGAGGGGCUGGGCUCCUCCAUGGUACGCUGUCUACCGCUUCGUCCUGACAUUCAUUGUGGGCGCCAGCAUUGUCAUGUCCUUGAUCGGUAGAGGCCAAAUCGCAGACCGCAUUAACAAGUUGCCUGGUCCUGCUGACAGAGUUCGCGCACUUCGCGAUGCUCAGGCACAGCAAUUCUCCGAAGAGGAGGAUGCUAAGCGCAACAAGGCUCUGAGUAAAAAGGAUGAGGAUGAGGAAGAUGAUGAAGAGUAG
Molecule: messenger RNA, 1023 nt
Organism: Aureobasidium namibiae CBS 147.97
Lineage: Eukaryota; Fungi; Ascomycota; Dothideomycetes; Dothideales; Saccotheciaceae
Exons: 3
Coding region: 1-1023 (340 amino acids)
Source: RefSeq, a predicted model, not a curated record